AGAUUGAGAUCAUCCGCACACGCACCACCACAAAUAAAACACACACACACAUACAUAUUCUCUCUCUCUCUCGAAAUUCCUUCUCAGAUCCGAUCAUUCAAUUGGAAUGGCAUCUACUUUCAGCGGUGAUGAAACGGCUCCCUUCUUCGGCUUCCUUGGCGCUGCUGCUGCCUUAGUCUUCUCCUGUAUGGGUGCAGCUUAUGGUACUGCUAAGAGUGGGGUUGGAGUGGCAUCUAUGGGUGUGAUGAGGCCAGAGUUAGUGAUGAAGUCUAUUGUGCCUGUGGUUAUGGCUGGAGUUUUGGGUAUUUAUGGAUUGAUUAUAGCUGUCAUUAUCAGCACUGGCAUUAACCCAAAAACCAAGUCCUAUUAUCUUUUUGAUGGUUAUGCUCACCUUUCUUCUGGUCUUGCUUGUGGUCUUGCUGGCCUUUCUGCUGGUAUGGCUAUUGGAAUCGUUGGCGAUGCUGGUGUUAGAGCUAACGCACAACAGCCCAAGCUUUUUGUUGGGAUGAUUCUGAUUCUUAUUUUUGCUGAAGCCCUGGCUCUUUAUGGCCUUAUUGUCGGCAUCAUUCUCUCUUCUCGUGCUGGCCAGUCCAGAGCAGAGUAGAAGACGAACAUGUUAUGCUCCGUAACUGUGAAUUAUCUUUUUGUUCUUCCACAUUGGAUGAGAUAGUCUGGCUGCUGAAUUAUGUUACUUUGUGUUUUGGGCUCCAAGAUUAUUUAGUUGAUCGUUUGGCUUGCAGAAUUGGUCCAAAUCUGUUGAUCUUCUGUAGAUUGGAUCUCCUUCAAUAAAGAUCUCCAUUUUUCAAGGACAACAAAGGAUUUAUGUAAAAUGCUUCCUGUGUUAUUUUAUGUCAACGUCUAACAUAAUAUUUAUAAUUCUUUAUCUAUGUAUCUCUUGAUUUUUCUCCC
This is a messenger RNA of Lycium barbarum (goji berry), 909 nucleotides long. RefSeq names its product V-type proton ATPase subunit c2. The record is from RefSeq and is a predicted model, not a curated record. Gene Ontology annotation, cellular component: proton-transporting V-type ATPase, V0 domain. Lineage: Eukaryota; Viridiplantae; Streptophyta; Magnoliopsida; Solanales; Solanaceae. Gene Ontology annotation, molecular function: proton-transporting ATPase activity, rotational mechanism. Bases 107 to 604 code for a protein of 165 amino acids. The transcript is spliced from 3 exons. Gene Ontology annotation, biological process: proton transmembrane transport.